This is a messenger RNA of Clunio marinus, 327 nucleotides long. The record is from the annotation of a GenBank genome assembly. NCBI's taxonomy places the organism in Eukaryota, Metazoa, Arthropoda, Insecta, Diptera, Chironomidae.
AUGGCACAUGAAGAGAUAUUAACUGCUUUCCUUCUUCCUUUCGGGCAUCAUCUUCUUGUCUUUAAUAUUAAGCUCUACAAUGUUUCGAAGCUUUAUUUAGAUGAGCAACGAGAAAGAAGUGUAAUAAAUUUAACGCCCAACAUGUUCAACAACCCUGCAAGUCAAGAACGUUAUGUACAUUUAUAUAAGAAUAAAAAAAUAUCCACACAGCAAAAAGGAAAUAAUGAGAAAAAGCAAAGAAUAACAAAUGGAUUAGAUCCAGACUUUGUGAGAUUAGCUUGUCCUUUAAAUGCUUUGUUGUUUCUUAACUGGAAAAAAUAUUCAUGA